UUGAACAGCUGAUCAUCUGUCAAAUGUGUGUUUUGAUGUCAGAAGAGGAAACAUAUGUUUCUUUUGACAAUUAAUUGAAGAAUUAAAUAAUGACAAGUUGACGGAAAGAAUUAUUUCUUUAAUUGUUAAUAUUUAAUACGUGCAAUUAUGAUUGAAAUAACUGCGAAAUUAAUAAGAGGACCCGUUUAUUUUUCGGGUGAAAUGAUUGAGUGUUUAGUGACGUUUAGCAAUCCUCAUAAUCCAAUUCAUCAAAUCUCACAAAGUCAUAGUGACGUUUUUGAAAGUUUGGCCUGGGCGAGUGCUCAAAUUCACUGUCAGUGUACAGCUAAUGGAAAAGUGGUUUUAAAAGAGAAAUUAAACACGAACUCGCAAUUGGCAGCGAUAAAUGCCAAUACGACUUUUGCUCCAUGGCAACAUGACAAUGGCCACGCUGUGAUGAAUACAAAACCUAAAAUAUUAUUUUGUGAUCUUAGGUUAUCGCCUGGCGAAAAUAAGACUUAUAUUUAUCGAGAAACAAUACCGAACGAGGCUCCACCUUCGUAUCGAGGGCAAGCUGUCAAAUACUCUUAUAAAAUUACUGUCGGUACUCAACGUGUUAACACGGCAAUCAAAUUACUCAGAAUACCAUUUAGAGUUCUUUCAUUAAGUGAAUUAUCGGAAAUAACUCCAUGUAAUGAUAGUGUAGAUCUAAGUCCAAAUAAUCCAUUUAUGGAAACACAACAUAGAGAAACGCCAUUGGACAUUGCGUUACAAACUCUUCAGAAUUUGACUGCUAGACGAAGUCCGAAUUUCUACAAUAUAACAAAUGGACGUGGACGAGUAGUACGUUUUUGUCUAUUCAAAAAUUCCUAUAAACUUGGCGAGGAUAUUGUUGGGACAUUUGAUUUUUCCAAUGCAACAGUCUCUUGUGCUCAGGUCUCGGUUUCAUUGCAAUCCGAGGAGCUUGUCAUGGAAAAAUAUCGACGUGGCAAAAGUUCAUUGCCAACAUUAGUCAGUUACAAUAAGCAUCAUGAAGUUUGUAUUGGUUUAAAAUAUUCCCAACUCGUAUUGCCAAUACCACUUCAUGUCACACCUGAUUUUAGUACCGAUUUAAUGACACUAAAAUGGCGUUUGCAUUUUGAAUUUGUGACGACGACAAAAUUAGUUGAAAUGCCAAAUGAAAAUACAACAAAUUGGCAGGGACCGGCAACACUCGAUGUUGAAACAAUGAUUUGGGAUUUGCCACUACAUAUUCAUCCAACUGCUUGUCCACAAAAUACUGCUCAACAAACAAAAUACAAUACAGUUAUCUAGUCUCGAUAUUAUUUACAAUAUAUUUUUCAAAUUCGAUAAUAAAAUAUUAUCUUUGCAAGAA
Messenger RNA from Leptopilina heterotoma, 1354 nucleotides. Its product is annotated as RAB6A-GEF complex partner protein 2. Gene Ontology annotation, cellular component: Ric1-Rgp1 guanyl-nucleotide exchange factor complex; Golgi membrane. Bases 148 to 1293 code for a protein of 381 amino acids. Lineage: Eukaryota; Metazoa; Arthropoda; Insecta; Hymenoptera; Figitidae. The transcript is spliced from 6 exons. Gene Ontology annotation, biological process: retrograde transport, endosome to Golgi. The record is from RefSeq and is a predicted model, not a curated record.